AUGACAGAAAACGGCGGGCGAUUCGAGUUCAAGAAAGUUGCUGAGCCAGCUGACGCUGAUGAUAAAUUCGAAAAGGUCCCACUCCAUCAAAACGAUGACGACAAUAAUUUCAACGACAAUUUUGCCCUCUUCGAGGAAGAGAUGGAGAAGCGCCCGACAGUUUCACAGUUCAUCUCCACCGUUCAAAACUACACAAACUUGACCCAAACAGCAGCCGAUCAUGAAGCGAAAGAAAACGGCGAGGAUGCAUCUUCGGCAAAGAUGGGCACACUCGCUGGUGUUUAUUUUCCAACAAUUCAAAACAUUUUCGGCGUCAUUUUGUUCCUGCGCUUUGCUUGGAUUGUUGGCGUUGCUGGGGUCGGACAGACAUUUUUACUCGUUCUUAUUUGUUGCAUGACGACUAUGCUUACUGCCUUUUCAAUGUCGGCUAUUGCCACGAAUGGUGUUGUACCAGCCGGUGGCGCGUACUUUAUGAUUUCUCGAGCGCUCGGGCCGGAGUUUGGUGGCGCCGUUGGAAUUCUCUUCUACCUGGGAACAACCUUCGGAAGUGCCAUGUACAUCCUCGGAGGCGUAGAAAUCCUCAUCAAAUAUGCGUUCCACGAUGCACUUAUCCAUUUUGUUGACGAUGAAGACAUGAAUUUGAUGCACAACUAUCGCCUUUAUGGAACAAUUUUCCUUGCUGGCAUGUCCUCCUUGGUCUUCGUUGGUGUCAAGUAUGUCAACAAAGCUGCCUUCUUUCUCCUCGUUAUUGUCCUCUUGUCGAUUAUGUCGAUUUUUGUCGGGCUUUUUAAGACCCUGGCUGUUUCACCAGCCGGUGUGGAUCCUGACUCAUCUCUUUGUGUCGACACGUGUAUGUGUAUGCUUGGGGAUCAUCUCCUUCAUGCUACAGAAGACUCUUACUGUGCAAAGACUUUUACUGACGAAGAAGGAGUGAUUCACCCGACAGAUUAUUGGAAAAUCUACUGCACGGGGGACUUCAAUUCAACGGACACGACUUUUGCAAAUUGCGACCAAAACUUCGCCUCUUACGAGAUGACAAGACGCGUUGGUUUUCCAGGCUUUCGUGGUGGAAACUUUUCGUCCAAUUUUAAGUCGAUGUAUCAGCACGAAGACGAGCUCUUGGUCGAUAAACAUAUGCCUCCUACAACAUUUUACGUAAUCAACGAGUCUAGUCCUAUAACAGCGAACGAGGACUACCCAGCUUGGAUAGUUGCAGAUGCCACGUCUAGUUUUACGGUCCUUCUUGGAAUCUUCUUCCCUUCCGUGACUGGAAUCAUGGCCGGCUCGAAUCGAUCAGGAGAUCUCAAAGACGCGCAAGACUCAAUUCCAAAGGAACCAUCGCCGCUAUUGCGACAACUUCAAUGGUUUACAUUCUUUGCACAUUCUUCUGGUGAUGGAGGAAAACUUGUUGCCUCUGUUCUUGUCUGGCCACAUCCCUAUUUCAUGGUCAUCGGCGCGUUCUUGUCCACAAUCGGUGCGGGUCUCCAAUCGCUCACCGGAGCUCCUCGUCUUCUUCAAGCCAUCGCGAAAGAUAACGUCAUUCCUUUUCUGUCAUUUUUCGCUGGCGGAAAAGCCAACGGCGAGCCAACCUGGGCGCUGCUUUUAACAGCUCUCAUCGCGGAAAGCGGCAUCAUCAUUGCUGAACUUGACGCGGUCGCGCCUAUCUUGACGAUGUUCUUUCUCAUGUGCUACAUGUUCGUCAAUUUGGCUUGUGUCUUGCAAAUUCUACUGCGAACGCCUAGCUGGCGACCGCGAUUCAGAUACUAUCACUGGGCAGCUUCGCUCUCUGGAAUGAUCAUGUGUAUUGUUCUAAUGUUUAUUUGCUCCUGGGUAUAUGCUCUGGUUGCUCUGUCUCUGGCGGCACUGGUCUACAAAUACAUCGAGUACAAAGGAGCGGAAAAAGAGUGGGGAGAUGGCAUGAAAGGCCCACCCCAUACGAAAAACUGGAGGCCACAAAUUUUAACUCUGGUGAAGCUCGAUAGUGAAUAUCGAAUUUCAAAGGAUCAGCUGCUCGAUUUCGUUACUCAGUUGAAAGCUGGUAAAGGUCUGGUGAUGGUUUACUCCGUGGUCAACGGCGACUUUUUGGUCAAUUUUGCCGAGAGUCAAGCGGCAGAGAAUGUCCUCAAACGAGCGCUAAAAGAUCAUCAAAUCAAGGGCUUUUCGAAUGUUCUAAUUGCUCAAAAGGUUGAAGAAGGUCUUUCCGCUCUCAUUCAAACCGCGGGUCUCGGCGGAUUGAGACACAACACUGUCCUCUGUGGCUGGCCAGCCCACUGGAAGCAACAGGCCGAAAGUGGAUAUCGAAAUUUCUUGGCAAUAGUUCGCGCAGCAGCUGCCGGCCAUCACUCGCUCCUUGUGCCGAAGAAUAUUCAAUUGUACCCGACUAAAGACGAUACGAUUGAAGGAGGAACUAUUGAUGUCUGGUGGAUUGUGCACGACGGAGGAUUGCUCACUCUUUUGCCUCAUUUGCUUCAACAGCAUCGCGUCUGGAAGAACUGCCGCACUAGAAUCUAUACAGUAGCGCAAGCAGAAGACAAUUCGAUCAAAAUGAAGAAACAAUUGCAGCAGCAUUUAUACCAACUUCGAAUUGAAGCUGAAGUCAGAGUGGUAGAGCUUGAAUCGGCUGAUGUUUCUGCAUAUGCGUAUGAAAGAACUCUGAUCAUGGAGCAGAGAAACCACUUGAUUCAUACGCUGCGAGAAAAUAAGAAAAAGUCCAAAAUCCAAGCAGUUCAAGCCGUUAAUGGCAUUCAUCCUCAACCCGCCAAGCCCGAUGUCCCAAUGACCUGGUCUGCCGAGAACGGAAAGCCACCACCGCCAGAGCCGAAAAUCGAAGAAGUUCAAAAUCUCAGUCAAAUGUUCGACAUGAAACCAGACCAGCCUAAUCUCCGGCGAAUGCACAAUGCCGUCAGGCUGAACGAAGUAAUUGUUACCGAGUCCCACGAUGCCAAACUUGUGAUUCUAAAUCUGCCCGGACCGCCAAAGAAGAAUCCCUCUGAUGUUGACGGACCAAACAAACGCCAAGAAAUUGCCAAUAGAGAACGAAACUACAUGGAAUUUCUGGAAGUUCUUACCGAGGGACUCGAUCGAGUACUGAUGGUCCGCGGCGGCGGCCGAGAAGUCGUAACUAUUUAUAAUUGA
Messenger RNA from Oikopleura dioica, 3135 nucleotides. The record is from the annotation of a GenBank genome assembly. NCBI's taxonomy places the organism in Eukaryota, Metazoa, Chordata, Appendicularia, Copelata, Oikopleuridae.